Molecule: messenger RNA, 366 nt
Organism: Trichoderma gamsii
Lineage: Eukaryota; Fungi; Ascomycota; Sordariomycetes; Hypocreales; Hypocreaceae
Exons: 2
Coding region: 1-366 (121 amino acids)
Source: RefSeq, a predicted model, not a curated record
AUGACAAAAUGCUUGGGUGAAAUCAGAGAUAAAUUCGAGCCUCUCUGCUUAUUCAGAUCUUUUGAGCAGGGCCGCGCUAGCUACCAUGGUAUGAUUAAAUGGGAGCCUGCAAAGCAUCGGUUACACUUGAUAGAAGAUUUGAUAUCUAAAAAAAAGAUUGUCAUUGGGUUUGAUAAAAAGCGUGGCACUGAGAAGACCGAAAAUAUGUGCCAUGAAGCUGUCAUAGAGUUCAUAACUAAGCACGGUGGGCCAGAGGGAGCAAAUCAAUGGAAAUUUGGCCAGCAAGGGCGCAGAGCAAUGGAUGUUCAUGGAAAAUUAUGGAAUGCGGCUAUACAUUCAUGGGGACAUCCUUUCCUAGUUCAGUAA